Messenger RNA from Mytilus trossulus (common blue mussel), 797 nucleotides. RefSeq lists its product as uncharacterized. NCBI's taxonomy places the organism in Eukaryota, Metazoa, Mollusca, Bivalvia, Mytilida, Mytilidae. The transcript has 3 exons. The coding region runs from base 1 to 564 and encodes 187 amino acids. The record is from RefSeq and is a predicted model, not a curated record.
AUGACCUUAGAAAAGGAAGAGGACUUACUUAAGCUUCAGGCAGAGUCUGUAAAUGAUCAACCUGUAACUGAAAAUAAAACAGAAAACAUUGUCGAUGCCUCUGAUAUACCAGAAUCUAUUGCAGAACCAAAUAUGGAACCUUCUACUCCAAACACUGAUGAAACGCAAAAGGUAAGGACGGCAGAAGUUGGGCAAACAGUUGCCGUACCAAUACCUAUGUUUGAUAGAGGGAAGGGUGACAGUAGAAAUUUACUCGGCCGAGUCAUCGAGGUCAAUGAUAAGGGCAAUGCUGUUGUGGCUACAAGAUUUGGACAACUUCUAGGAACAUUUGGAUCAAAUGAGAUGGGAAUAUGUAAACAAAAUUUAAUUCUGGAAGAGGAAAUUAAUUGUGAAACAACUUUAAGAUUACGUGAGGCAGCAACACAUCUGUCAUUAUCCGGAGGUCAAGGAUUUUUCAAAUGUUCUUGUAAAACUAAAUGUUUAAGUAACCGGUGCAAAUGCAAGAAAAACGGGAGAAAGUGCAAUAGUCGGUGCCACAGUUCAACAACUUGUGAUAACAAAUGAUUUUAACACAAAUGUGUAUCAAGUUUUCAUGUUUUAUAAGUGAUAUGUGAUGAGUUUUAAUAUAAAAACAUAUUUUAUCUGUGAUUUUAUUUCCAGUAGAUGACAUUUUAAACUUCAGUUCUCGUAAUUUUAUUAUGUAACAAAUGUAUAUAUUUUUUUUUAAUUGAAUAAAUGUCUUUUAUUUACUCGCAUUUAUACUUUAGGCAUUAAGCUUAAUGCCUGGACACAUUUUU